GUGGGGAGAGCCCUCGUCCUGGGCUUUUUAACUUUUCAGGAGGAAUGAGUGGCGGCGGGCAGAGGCAUUUGCUGGCAGCGUCCGGGGGUUUCCUGGCCUGGUUUUCGAGGCCGUGGUUCCAGCUUUACAGUUCUAGUUGCGUCAGGGGCCAAGAAGCUGAGGAGCUUCCCCUUUAAUUGCGGUGGGUGGGGCGCUGCGACGCGCCCGGCGUUGCUAUUGGCGGCGGUUGGGGGCGCGGAAACUGAACCGGCCGCAACGGCCUUCACUCCGCCUCCGGCUUCUCCGGCGCGGGUGGCCGCGCCAGCCCUGCCAUGGCCGCGCCCAGCCUGACCCUGGCUCUCCCCCAGGAGGACCCCUCGCUGGAGAGGCAUUUUAAGGGCCACCGAGAUGCAGUUACCUGUGUGGACUUCAGUCUCAACACGAAGCAACUGGCCAGUGGCUCCAUGGACUCGUGCCUCAUGGUCUGGCACAUGAAGCCCCAGUCACGGGCCUACCGCUUCGCUGGCCACAAGGAUGCCGUCACCUGUGUGAACUUCUCCCCCUCGGGACACCUGCUUGCUUCAGGCUCCCGUGACAAGACCGUCCGCAUCUGGGUACCCAACGUCAAAGGUGAGUCGACUGUGUUCCGUGCCCACACGGCCACUGUGAGGAGCGUCCACUUCUGCAGUGACGGCCAGUCCCUCGUGACGGCCUCUGAUGACAAGACUGUCAAGGUGUGGUCAACUCACCGCCAGAGGUUUCUGUUCUCCCUGAGCCAGCACAUCAACUGGGUCCGCUGUGCCAGGUUCUCCCCUGAUGGGCGGCUCAUCGUGUCUGCCAGUGAUGACAAGACUGUCAAGCUGUGGGACAGAAGCAGCCGGGAGUGUGUCCACUCCUACUGUGAGCACGGCGGCUUCGUCACCUACGUGGACUUCCAUCCCAGUGGUACCUGCAUUGCUGCGGCCGGCAUGGACAACACAGUGAAGGUGUGGGACGUGCGGACUCACCGGCUGUUGCAGCAUUAUCAGUUGCACAGUGCGGCCGUGAACGCCCUCUCCUUCCACCCCACGGGAAACUACCUGAUCACAGCCUCCAGCGACUCAACCCUGAAGAUCCUGGACCUGAUGGAGGGCCGGCUGCUCUACACACUCCACGGGCACCAGGGUCCGGUCACCACUGUUGCCUUUUCAAGAACAGGAGAGUAUUUUGCUUCUGGAGGUUCUGAUGAACAAGUAAUGGUUUGGAAGAGUAACUUUGAUGUUGCUGAUUAUGGAGAAGCCACAAAAGUACAGAGGCCCCCAGCCACGCUGGCCAGCUCUGCUAGGACUUUGGCGGAAACUGGCCUGGACAACAGGAAGCAGCUCGCCCAAGGCCCCCAGCAAGUCAAGGCUGGGCUGAGAAUAGAAGCAGGAAGCCUCCUGAGUCCAUAGUGGGGCUUUCUGUGGCUCCAGCACAUGGACAUCCCCUUCCCCAUGCACACACACUUGCUCUGUUCUCUGUGUUGGGGCUGCCUCUGGGAAUAGGUUGGUUGAGGUUUAUAGUUUCUCUUUUGAUUUUUUAAUUGAAAAAAAAAAAAAAGAGAGAGAGUUUUCUUUAAUGUAUUUAUUUGAGACACAGAGAGAUCAAAUUCCCAUAAUAGCUAAGUCUGGCAUAGGCUGAGGCCAGGAGCCAGGGUCUAGUCUGGUCUCUCACAUGGGUGCAGGGGCCAUCAUCUGCUGUAUUCCCAGGUGCAUUAGCCUGAUAUUUUGGCCAGGAGCUGGAUCAGAAGCAGAGUAGCUGGGAUUUGAACUGGCACUCUGGUAUGGGAUGCCAGCUUUGCAAGUGGUGACAUAACCUGCUGUGCCACAGUGUCGGCUCCAGUUUAGUUCUUCUUCCAAGGGCAGCCGUCCUGGCCUGCCUCCUGGCUGGGAGGCUUUGUUCUCCACACUUGGAUUUGUCAGAGGGUGGCUGAGUUGCACGAUGGUCUGCUUGCUGCCAGUUCAUCUUCCACCUAGAAAGGUAUUUCCAAACCACAGGGCUGGGGACCUCUGCAAGUCAGCCUGACCUCUGGACUCCCUGCCCUCUCCUCUUUGGCACUUAGGGUGAGCCAGGCGUGGCCAAGGCCCUUUACAUGUGCUGCCCUCUUUGUUCCUUGUCAGAAUAAUAGAGUAAAGUCACAGCUCCUGUCUCAGAAGAGACAUUUGGGGCUUACAGACUUGGCGGCCUCUCUGAGCAGGGCUGAUUACCUAAAAACUGCAGGAGGCCCCAGAGGGCAGGGGUGCACUGCCGUCCGCCUGCUGAGUCUGGUUAGCUUCCACCAGCCUGACCAGGGGGAUCCCGCAUGCUUGGUUGAGCUGUCUCUCGCUUCUCAGUCCUGGCUUGGAGAUGGGAUUGGCUUUCCGAGCUGUGGGGGCUGGUAGUCAGGAUGAAGGCAUGUGGAGCAGGUGACGUCACUGGACAGGAUGGCACGUGACUGGGCGAACCACUUGCCAAGACUCAGUGCAGCCACUGGUCCGCACUCUACCUUCAGGACCAUGUUAGAGCUGUUGUCAUGUAGGGCUCAAACAGGGGAGCCGGCUCAGAACCCUGGCUGUGUGAGCCCAGGCAAAGCACCCCUUCAUCCCAAGCCUCUGUUUCCACAGUGGGUCCUGAGGACCCCAUAGACAGGCUGUGAGGACCAGCUAUAACGUAGAUGAGCUCCACUUCCCCACACAGCGACUCAUUAAACUUCCAGUUGUUCUUAGGGGAGAUGGGUUAUUUGUCAUUGUCCCUUGGGGACUCUGAGAGGACACACGGGUCCUCUUCCAGGCCCAUGCCCUCACUAACAGAUGCACACCCUGUGGUGCACACUGGCAGGGCUCCUCUGAUCUUGGGACUCCUGGGCCAAGAGGAGCACUAGGCUCUUUGUGGGUUUGGUUUCUUGUGGUAAAAUGUAGAUAGUAGGCUGGCACCGUGGCUCACCAGGCUAAUCCUCCGCCUGUGGCACUGGCACCCCGGGUUCAAGUUCCAGUUGGGGUGCCGGAUUCUGUCCUGGUUGCUCCUCUUCCAGUCCAGCUCUCUGCUGUGGCCUGGGAAGGCAGUGGAGGAUGGCCCAAGCGCUUGGGCCCUGCACCCGCAUGGGAGAGCAGGAGGAAGCACCUGGCUCCUGGCUUCGGAUCGGCGCAGUGCCAGCCGCAGCAGCCAUUUGGGGGAUGAACCAUCGGAAAGGAAGACCUUUCUCUUGUUUCUCUGUCUCUCAUUGUCUAACUCUGCCUGUCAAAAAAAAAAUUAAAAUAAAAAUAAAAAAUUUAAAAAUGUAUAUAGUGUAAGAUUGACCAUGUUAGCUGCUGAUAGGCGUAUGGCAUGGUGGCAUGAAGUAUAUGCACGUUGGUGGUUGCUGUGCGCCAUGCGCCAUCACCAUCCAUCUCUAGAACUUUUCACCUGCACAGACUGAGAGCUCGUGUUUGUGACCCUAUGCUGUGGUUAGGUUUUCUCCUGAGACAGGAAGGGGAGCUGACGGGUGUGUUCUCGCCCUUCCUGUCAAGGACUUCCCUGGCACAGACUCCAUGGCUGGCCAGGGCGUCUCAGUUCCCCAGGGAGCCAGGAACACAGCAGCUGUGUCCGUGGAGGCCCCCCACCCACCUCUGUCCUCACACCACCCUUCCAGGAACCCAGGCUUGCUCGACCUGGGCCCUGCUGAUAUUUUGGACCGAUCAUUCUUUGUUGUUGGAGGCUGCUGUGUGCCCUGUGUGGUGUUUAGCAGCAUCCCUGGCCUUUGCCCACCAGGUGCUAGAAGCAUGCUGCCCCCUUCCAGCUGUGACAACUCAAAACCGCCUUCAGACGUUGAAAAUGACACUGGGACGUGGGUGGGCGAGAGAAUCACUUGGAUACAAAGCUGGCCUCACAGUGGGGGGAGUGGUUGUGGCUGGCACUGGCUGCUGAGCAGUGAGAGGGGUCUGGACAGAGGCGGAGGACCUGUCAUUCUAGCCCACUUGUGUGUGUAGACUCUGCUCAGUCGGGUCAGCAGCUGUGGCCCAGUUCCUCAGCCUGGGUUUCUGACAGAAGCUUGUUUUGUAGUAAUGUUUGGUGCCAGAUCUGGAGUCUUCUAGAGGUGAUUAUAACAGCAACAGCAAAGGCCUUUUGCCUUUAGCAACUUAGUUUUCUUUACUUAACCUUGGAGUGUGUUCCUUUCCUUCCUGCCCAGAGGUUUCCCUGGCUCUGAGAUAAAAUCUGGAGAGUGGUUUGGUGGCUGACCAGCGUGGCAUGACUUCUCGAAGAGCCUGGGAAUGCUGCAGCCAUGCCCAGGAGCUCGCGAGUCUCAUGGCUUCCUGCGCUUCAGCACCAUCCCCACGCUGGGCUGCAGCCUCUGAGGCUGCCUGAGUGCUCUGAGCACUGAGGAGUUUGAGGAAGCCCAGUGGCUGAAUGUGGCUGUUGGAUUCCAGACCACUUGCCCAUUCUGAUGUGGCAGCUGAAAGACAGAGGGGGCAGACCCAGCAUAGGGCCUCAGCAGGGCUGGGCUGGGAGCCUGUGGCAGUCCCUCGGCCCUGGAAAAGCCCCUGCCCAUGACCCCUCCUCUGUCUGCUGCAUUUCAACGCUGAGCUCUUGGAACGGAGGCUGUCCUUGAGCCCACUCCGCACAGAGCGCUGUUCACUGCAGAGCUAUUUUCAACCUCUGGUUGAAAUUCACAGCUUAUUUUUAGGCACAUUUCAUGUUGAAAAGCAAAAGCCAUUUCCCAGCCAUUCAGAAUGAGAAUAAUGGGUUCCAUUUUCCCUCUAUUCUUGGCUGAGUUGUGCAUGAGGAGGGAUUUCAAGGCUUAUGGCUGGGGAACCUUCUGUGUUUGGAAAGCUGCAGAUGGAGGAUUCCAGGCCACGUUCUGGGCCGAGGGUGGGCAGAGAGCUCUGUGUGCUGCCCGUGAGCUGCUGUGGGCUAGAGGACGGUUGGAGGGGCCCUUGAGGGCAGAUGACUGCCUAGCACAGGGACUUGAGUCGGGGCGAGGGCUGUGUCUGCAGGGGUCUGUGCUCAGCAGUGUUCCCUGCUACAACCUGGCCUUCUCACCCUGCCUGCCCUGAUCCAUCCUCCCGCUGUCUGGGAUAAGGAUCCCUGUGUCUUAGCUGACCUUGGAUGUGGCACCUAUCCAAGCCCCAGCCACCACAGGACAGAUUUCCGCCUCAGCCCCAGGAGCAAUUGUAAGCCAGUGCUAAAUAGCAAGGAUGCAUUCGUCUGGAUUUACUCGUUUUCACCUUCCCUUCAAGUGGCCAAGAGCCCUGUGUGCAGUUGGGAAGGGAAGUUGCACUGGGUGCGGUGGGAGGGGUAGAACACAGAGUUCGAGGUAAUUCAAUGAAACAAAAAAAAAAAAAAAAAAAAAAACCAAAAAAACAAACCACUUCCUGAGCCUCAGGUUGGCUGCCGUCCUGUUCAGACAUUAACCUUGGGGUUUGUCUCCAUUUACCCAUCACGGUCUCACUUUAAAGAGGGAUGCUCACCUGUGGCUUCCGGCCAGCCCAUGAUUGAAUCUUGCCCAUACCUUGCUGGGCUGGGACCCUGGGCGAGGGACGGGCCCUCCGUGAGACCUAGCUUCCUCUUCUGUCGGAUGGGGAGACGGGCCCUCCUCGCGAGAGUUCCUGGGUGGAACGUGCCAAGCAGCACUGGGCACCAUGCCUAGCACAGGGCAAGUGCUCGCCCAGCUGUAGCUAUUUUUAAGUUAUUCUUUUUCUCUCUUCUGUCCCACAGACAGCCAGUCCGGGUGACUGUGUGUUCCAAACCUGCCGUGGUGAGGGACAGCAGGCAAGGUGGGGACAGUUCUGCUUGGGGUGGUUUUGCGUGUUGAGGUGUCUCUGCAGGCCAGUGAGGUUCUUUGCCCCUUGCAGGCGUUAGUUAUGGUGACCAACGCAGCAGGAAAGCAAACCUACGGAGCAGGGUGGAAACAAACCUGCUUUCCUCUCCCCGGCACCCAGCCUGCCACCCCGUGGACUCCUCAGGGCACCAUGCCCACGACCCCGAGUCUCAGUGCUAGAACCGCUGCCUGGAAGAUGCGCCCCAAGUCUGAGGCCCGCUCUGUGGAAGGACACUGUUUCUUCUUCCUGGCUUCUCUGUCCCGAGGGUGGAGUCCUGGCCCCCCCAGCCCAGCCGCCGUCUCUGCUCUGGGCCCUGGCACAGGGAUGGGCUGCACUUAGGGCAUGCCGGGGCCCGGAUUCCUGGCCUGGAGGUUUGUAGCACUAGGUCUUGUCCCCUGCUGAGGACCUGGGGGUCCUGGGUGCCUGCAGUGGCUGCUUGAGAUCUGGAUUCUCACUCCAGGUGCCUUGGGUCAGGAGUCAGAGGCUUGGAAUGGGAAAGAGAAGGGCCCCAUUUCCCUGCCCCUGGUCCAUUUGGGCUGCUGUUAUAAAAUACCAUAGACUAGGUAGCUUAUAAACUUACAGGCGUCUGUUUUUCAAGUUCUCGAGGCAGAGCCGCCCAAGCAAGGCACUGACAGCCUCGUUGUCUGCUAACGGCCUGUUUCCUGGUGCAAGGAUGGCUCUGUCUGGCUCUGUCCUCGCAUGGUGAAGGGUAUCUUCUGUGGGGACACUAAUCUCAGUCAUCAGGGCUCCCCCAUCCUGACCUAAUGACCUCCCAGAGGUCCCACCUCCUCAUCCCGUUACCUUGUGGGUCAGGGUUCUGAUGUAUGAAUUUGGGGGGACACAAGCGUCCAGAUGGUGGCCGAUUUGUUUCCUCUCUGUGGAGAGCAUGGAGGACUCGGGUCUCCAUCGGGAACACAUUUCUGGCCUGGUGUUUGCUUUCAGUGGAUUCGAGGUGGUGCUUAGCAGCAGGGGUGUUGUGGUGGCUUAGAGCAGGUGUGAACCCCAGAUUUGUGUGCCUUAGAGAGGAGCGCCUUCCUUCUCCACUUGAUCUCAAUUCUGGCUCCCAGUUUUUUUCAAGACUGUUAAGAGGGAUAGAGGUGGAGUGCUGGAAUUCCAUCUGCUGCAGGACAGGCGGAAGAUGAUGCUAGGCAGCCACACAACCUGACGGCUAGCUGCAUGGUGGCCACCCUUCCCGGUCAGGGCGUCCCCAGGGGCUGAGGUGUGCCCGGAAGGUGUAAUGGGCUCUUGCUUGGCGUGCACUCUGGCUGAAUAACUGCUGUGGGAACAGGAGUGUCGGGAGAAGCAGGAGAACAGACCCUCUCCCUUAGGGCACUUCCUGCCCAGUUUGGAUGUUGUGAGACUUUAUAGGACCCAGGCGUUGUGGGGUGACUUGGAAAUGGUGGAGAUUUUGUUUUCAUGUUUUUUGGGGACUUACAAGGUGGUACAACUCCCGGGUGCGGCUCCCAGGAGAAAAUUUACUCCUGUCCCCUGUGCCACACAGAGUAGGAGCCUGAGCUAGAGGUCACCUGCUCGUGAGUGGCCUGGGUCCCCGUCCAGCCCAGGACCCUAGGAUUGAGGUGCAGCAAAACUAAGAGAACCUGGAGAAGAGCAAGAGGCACUCUCCCCAUUUCUCAGUGGGAAAGGAACACAACAUUCUCAGCCCCUGGGACAGAAAUCUGAGCCUCCCUUGGUGAGUGUGUGUGUGUGUGUGUGUGUGUGUCUGCAUGUGUGUACACAUACCUAGACCCCUGGCAGCGCUCCUCAGGGGCCCCUGGUGUUCACAGUCCCAGCACCUUGGGUCAAGUUUGAUUCUCCACCACCCAUCCCUGUUAUCCCCUGCAUUCCUGUUCUGUGGGUCAUCUCUACAAUACAUGGGCUGUCCUGGGGCUGGACACAGGGCAUUGAAUGGCAGGGCACCUGGCUGACCAGACACCUUCCUGGGAAGAGGACAGGAAUCCUUCAAGAAUGGCUGCCCUGGAAAGGAUUCUGACCCACUAGCAAGAUGGAAGAUAGCAGAAACUUGUGGCACUGGGAGCCACACUAAGAUCUUGGUUGGCAGUGAGAGCUGCACUGCCGCUGUGUGUUGGUCUGAGCCGUGGCUGGCGCCCAGCCCACUUUGGCCUGUCCCUCCUGUAACCUCAGGCAGGCCGUGUUGACUCUUCCCCACCAGUGUGCAUUGCGUGCUUUGGGCAUUUUCCAUUUCAUGGCUCAUUCUGCAGAAGAGCAUCCCUGACAGCCUUUGCUACUUGAGGAGCAGAGUCCCGCAGGCCAGUUGCCUUACUUCCUGCUCAGCGUGCAUUUUACCACUUUGCCUGGAUGGAAGUCCUGGAAAGUGUUCUGGGUUUCUUGGUUUCAGUGGGAAGAAAAAGGAUGCUAGAAAUAAAGAAGAUUGCUUAUUUGUUAUCAAAGUACAAUUUUUAAGGAAGUUUCCUGCUCGCAGUAGGGGGUCCUUGGACGGUAGCUGGGCAAGAUCCAAGAGCACCAAGGAUUCCAGUGCUCCUCCUGCCACGGGGCCUACCCAGGCCUGGGGCAGGACCCUGUCUCCUUUUCCUCCCAGAGGCCACCCCUGACUGUGCUGCCAGGCACGAUGAAUAAUAACUGUUCCCUGCAAGGGAGGAGCUGCCUGUGACGAGCCUGAGGACAGUGUUUGCGGAACCCCAUCAGGAGAUGUUGGCUGGUGAAGAGACCAACACUCACGAUGGUUCUCGCACACUCACCCUACGGGUCUGGGCCCCAUCCGCAGGUUAUCUGACUCAGUGGGGAAUUUGUAUUUCUGACAAAGUCCUAGGGGCCUGAUUUGAGAACUGCCAGUCUGUGUGAAAAGCCUAGCCUGUUGUGACCUUGGCAGCAGGGAAGAAGAGAGCCUGAAUCUGGAGAGAGAUGAUUGGAGAAUCCGUGUCCCUCUCCGCCCGCAGUAGUCUGCUGCUUCCCAGAAGAGGACAAGGGUGUGGCCUGGUUCUGCUCUCUGUGCAGUGCUGAAAGACAUGUCAGUGCUGCCCCAUGGACCGUUUAAACCAAAAGGCACCUGCCAGGCUCUGUUCAAAACCAGGCAGGCAGCCAUGGUUACUCCCAGCAAAGGAUGUGAGUAAAAAGGAUGACAGAACUUGCUGCAGCCCUGCCAUGGGUCUCUGCUGGGUCUGUCAUCCCAUCUCAGCCUUUUCUACCUGUUCCCACUGCUGCCAUUAAUCUGUUUGCCCUUUCUUGAGUCCACAUUCUCUGGCCACCUGUCUCCUGCAUUGUCCUUGCUGUCUCUCAUGCUGUCUCUGUUGUCUGGGUCAGCUCCUGUCCUCCAGAGACUCUACUGGACUUUAGGCUGGCUGAUAGCUGAGUCUGACACCCGAGCAGCAGACAGCCAGGGUGUUUGUGUCUCAGUAUUCAGUGCCUACAGGUAGCAAGAGCAGGGACAAGCCCUGAAACAACAGUGACAGGGGCUGGUGGUGAUUUCCUGUCACUGGAAAAUCCCCAUCUUGUCCACAAGCAAGUAGUUCCCUGUCCAGGGGAGAGUUGCAUGAUGGGAGGAAGGAGGCCUGUUGAAUGGGAGGUGUGUUCUCUGACAUCCAGAGCAAGGCAUGUUAAGACAGUCACAGCAUCAUGAGGAUGGAGGAAGGCGACUCAGGAAUCCAGACCGUAGGUCCAGCUCUGUGUGCGUUGGGACACAGCUGGCAUGAAACCUGGCCACACACAUCCCUUGGAGAGCUGUGUCACCUCUUUGAAGAGUCCCAGAACUAUUUGGGGGUUUCCUUUCCCCUGGAAGCCAAGCUUAGUUUCCAGGUUCUCGACGAUUCUACAUCUGCAUGUGAAGAAAUGAGUCUGGAUGGGAGGACAGAGGACAGAGGGGUCUCUACUUUGGGAGCUUUGCUGCAAGGCACAUGGGACCCGGGCACAGCCAGGCUGCAUGCCACUUAGCAUCUGUCAUUUCAGCCACGGGGGCCCCCGCUGUGACACUGCCAUCUUGCUGGUGGCACUGCCGAGCCAUCUGCAGCCCAUCAGCCCACGCUGAUGGGUCGUUCUACACAUGAGAUCCCACAGGGCCACAGAAGAGCCUCGCACCAGUUGUGUGGUGCAAAACAGGGGCAGGCAAAAAUUGAGGCCUUUGGCCCAUGAGAUGCUCUCCUUUUUAAUUUCCCCCUUUGUUCCAUUCCAUUUUUUAAGCCCAGAAACCUGAAAGUACAAGACUUGAGCCACACGUAGAGAUACACUCUAUUGCUUAAUCUGACUGUGAUUCUCUGGGCCGCUGUCCCCUGUUCCCAGUAGAGUUACAUUUAUCCUUUCAGUCUCUUUCCAAACGGUACCUCUUCCACACAGCCCUCCUGGAAGCCAGCAGACUGAGUUCCUCCUUCCCCUCCUAUCUCGAGUAGAAGCACCCUGCUCCCUGGAGUGGCCCCUCUCUCGUUGCCAGUUAUUUGCAGGUCUAACUUGUCUCCCGGGUGGCUGGGCCCCUGCUCUGCCCACGGUGUCCAGCAUGUGCCUGGGGCCUGGAAUGCCAGGAGGACAUGUGCCUUGCUGCCUGUGAGGCUGCAGGCAGGCUGUGACUCUCCUGUUGGCAUUCCUGAAGGUCCCAGACUAAAUGCAGGAAGCCAGUUUUUGUCCUCGUUUGUCAGUUUGGCAGCACGCGGCAUGGGGUGAUAGGGGCAGUGACCGGGCAACAGAGGGAGGCAGAAGCUGCGUGCCUGGACUCGAGUUUCAGAACUUCUUUCCAUUUUAAAUGGAAAAAAAACCCUUUGCAGUUUAUAUUUUCCAGAUUGGAUAGCAGCAUUGCCCAUGUGGUGUAAGGGUGUUGGAUAGUGCCUGUGUUUAUGUUCUUAUUGGUUACCAUGGAAAAAAAUCAGAAUAGAUGGUUUCCAUGGAGAUUAUCUUACAAUUAGUUUCUUUGAAGGCCUGGACAUUGCUGCAGGGUUCACUGAAUACUCUCGAUGCCAUCAGAGGCUUUCUCUGUGGCAGUGCCAAAGGCUGGUCAGAACCUUGCUUGGACCCAGACAGGGCCAUCCGCCUUCUGUGCCUGCAGAUCCCUGGACCCCAGCGUGGCGGCGAUCUUGUGGCUCAGCUUCCUGCCGGGGUCCCCUCGCCUGGCCUCAGCUACACAACUCAUUCCAGUCAUUGGGAAGCUCUCUUUUCUUUUUAAUUAAAACAAAACAAAAACCUUUGUAUUGGGGAAAUUUUCAAGCUGGCACAAAGACUAGGAUAAUGUAACAAGUCCCCAUGUGCCCCUCAUCUCACUUCAAUGUUUUGCCAAUCUUUAUUUUAUCUGUCUACCCUCCACAUUUUUUAGAAGAGUUAAGAUUAUUUUUAAUCCGAGAUACAUCAUUAUACCCUAAAUAAGGACUUUUCUUAGUUAUGUAAUGGCAACCUUAUCACACCCAGCAAAAUUAAUAAUUCCCUCAUAUCGAAUUCCUAGUCCAUCUUCACAUUUUCCAACCUGUGUCCAGAUCAUUGUUUAGUGCUUUUUGUUCAAAUCAGGAUGUGGGGAGUGUUGAAAAAAAUCACACAUCCCCUACCGCUGCCAUGGUUCUGCGGCGUGGAGGGGUUGAGGACUCUGGCCUGGGAUAGGGGCAGCUUCCGGCUCACACCGCCCUCCCACUGUCUUCAGGGAGAGCCUGGUGUAGGAGCUUCUUUUUGCUUCCUGGAGAUGUGUUGGGCUGGUGGGCCACUGCCCGCUGUCCUGGACAGCCAUCCACAGGGGGGCGCUGGCCCUCUUUGAAGCCUGCUGGGGAGGGUAAUGUGACCUUGAUUCACAGCUGCUGUCCGUAACUUCAUCUUCCAGGAAAGGAGAGCCUGGGAGACCCUGUGGGGCACAUAGCCUCCCAGGAUUCCUCCCUGGAAGCCUGGGGCUCCUAGUGAAGGCUGUGGCCCUCUGAGGCUUGCUGCCUCCGCGGCCUGGGCUGAGCCAGUCCUGGUGAUCUGUCUUGGCAGGCUUUGCUGGUGUCCUGUGAUGCUGCACAAAAUAUGAAUUACCGAGCUUGGGAGUACUGCCCGGGGUGUGGUUGGUGGCUCCAACACUCUCCAUUGAACUAAGUGCAAGCAGGGUUUAAAAUAGCCAGCCUUUGUUCCCCGAGGUUUUAAAAAUUCAACUCCAGUAGUUACAAUGAGCUGUCUUCAAGUGGAUCUAUAAAUAAACCGCUACUGUUCCUCUUUGUCACCGAGAGCUUCAGCGUCUUCCAGAGAUGCCGGCUCUGCCGCUCGUCUUUAUUAGAUGCCGCUCAUCUGUGGGGCAGCUGCAGCCAUCAGCAAGCGAGGCUGACACACAGGCUUCAUGACAGCAACACACUCCCUUUUGCUUUUUAAGAUUAAUGUAUUUGAAAGAGCAACAGAGAUAGAAGGCGAGACAGAGGUAGAGAUCUCCCAUCUGCUAGUUUACUCCCCCAAUAACCCUGACAGCCAGGGCUGGGCCAAGCCAAAUCCAGGAGCCUGGAUCCAUCCAAGGGCUUGGGCCAUCAUCCACUGCCUUCCCAGACGCAUUAACAGGAAGCUGGAUUAGAAGCAGAGAACCCAGGCCGGCGCUGCGGCUCACUAGGCUAAUCCUCCACCUGCGGCACUGGCACCCCGGGUUGGGGCGCCAGUUCUGUCCCGCUUGCUCCUCUUCCAGUCCAGCUCUCUGCUGUAGCCAGGGAGUGCAGUGGAGGAUGGCCCAAGUGCUUGGGCCCUGCACCCGCAUGGGAGACCAGGAGGAAGCUCCUGGCUUUGGAUCACGCCGGCCGUAGCAGUCAUUUGGGGGGUGAACCAACAGAAGGAAGACCUUUCUCUCUGUUUCUCUCUCUCACUGUCUAACUCUGCCUGUCAAAAAAAAAAAAAAAAAAUCAUAACCUGGGGCAGGCAUUUGGUCUAGCGGUUAAGAAGCUGACCGAGAGGCCGGUGUCGCAUAUAGGAGAGCCUGGGUUUGUUGCCAGGCCCUGGCUCCAGCUCCUGACUCCAGCUUCCUGUUAAUGCAGACUCUGGGAGGCAGCAGUAAUGGCUUGAGUGAUUGGGUUCCCGCUACCUGUGUGGGGAGAACUGGGUUGGGUUCCUAACUCCUGGAUUCAGCCUGGCCCAGCCCUUGUUCUGGCAGGCAUUUGUGGAAUGCACCAGUGGAUAGGAGAUCUCUGUUUGUCUCUCAAAAAUUUAACAAAUAAUUAUAACUUGAACCCAAUCAUGUGAAACAUCAGAUAGACUCAAAUUGAGGGACAUUUGACAAAGCAACCAAAAUUCUGCAGAAGUGUGAAGCUCAGAAAGACAGGGAGGACUGAGGAACUGACGCAGAUUGCAAGUGGAUAAAUAAGUACUGAAGUGCGACAUGUGGGUGGACGUUUGGUAUAGCACCUAGGACGUCACUCGGGACCCCCGCAUCCCGUGUUGGACUAUCUGGGUUUGAGUGAAGGAGUGAAGGCCCCAUUUUCAGUUCCGGCUUCCUGUUAACGUACACCUGGGAGGCAGCAGUGAUGACUCACUAGCUAGGUUCCUGCCACCGCUGUGGGAACCUGGAUGGAGUUCAUAGCUCCUGGCUUUGGUCUGUCCCAGCCCUGACUGUUGUAGAUAUUUGGAGGGGGUGAACCAGAGAAUGGCAGAUGUGGGUUUCUGGGUCUCUGCCUUUCAGAAAAAUACAUACAUGUACACACAAAUGCAUGCAUGCAGCGUGAAACCCUAGGCGUGCCUCGAAACGUGGGAUCAGGAGACAUGGUCGAAGUGCUGCUGAGCACCAGUGCAGUCCCGCCUUGAGCGGAUGGUGUUUUCCCGUGUUAAUUUCUGGUCUGAUCAUUGUCUAAUUGUUAUGUAAGAUGUUAACACUGGGAGAGGGAUAUAUGGAAAUUCUCUGUACUAUUUUUUGCAACUUUUCUCCAAGUCUAAAAUUAGUUCAAAGCAGUUUAAUUUAAAAAGAAAAAAAAAACUGCAGUCAAUACUAGGGCUUUAUCAGAAUCCUUGAUUUUCUCCCUCUCCAGGUACCUGGGUUUAGGUAUUUGCUAUGGGGAGGGGGGCCACUUCUGGCUCCAGGUAGAGAGCAGGUAACCCUACGUACGGUACUCUGCGCCAGCCGGUACUGGGCCCGUGGGACGUUUGUGGAACUGAACUGAGCAAGAGCUGCCCAGAGAAAGCAUGUGCAUAUGCAGAGGGGUCACUCCAACACAGGUGUUGGUCCCCAGCGCGGCCCCACAGGGUGGCAUCGCCUGCUUGUCUGUGUCGUCCUUUGUGAAGCUGCUGCUGCGACAUGUCUGCUCCAGAAGCGCCAGGGUGGGCUGACAGCAGGAAUGUGGACCUGGCCAGGGUGGGCCAACCUCCCGCUAAGGCUUCCAUGGGACUCCACCUCCCAUCCCGCCUACCCUGACCCUUCUUUGUGCACGUUUUGCUGGCUGUGGUAGGCAUGAGGACUUGGAGAGCUUCAGCCCUCAAGGUGUAGGAAUUGCUUUCCUUUCUUAAACUUUCCUCCUCCGUGCCGCCUUGCUGCGCGAAGGGCUUGAGUGCUUGUGUCUCCCGACCUCCACCAGCUGGAGACGGCUUAGCCUUCCGCUUCCAGUGUCCUCACGUUCCCGUCUCCUUCCCACUUCCUUCAGUAAGACAGACCUUCAGUCAGCUCACUCUGUCUCCUGGACGCAUAUUCGGACACUGACCGGAUUGCCACUGCCAGCCUACCAAGGCAGCCUUUCCCUCUUGUGUGUGGGGAGCACUUGGAACCCUUGCAGAGUGAGGCAAGAGACUUAGCAGAUUGCUAGGAGUUGAGCCUCAGAGUGGCUGUCCCAGCUCUAGAGUGGGGCCUUGGUGUGAGGAGAGUAGGGAUUCCUGGUCUGGGUAUUUAAACACCCACGUGCCCAUAGGCCUGUGAACAACACAGGUAUAAUAUGAUGACCAAGGUACCUGUGGUCCUGCCUGGAAGGGGUGCCGUGAGAGGAGAGUGUGCACCACACUGCCCCAUGUCCUGGGCCCCCGGCACUGGGGGCAGGCACAAGGAGCCCUCGUCCUCCAUUUCAGACCCGCCCUUCAACUCCUGCACAACUCUUAGUCCAGAGAACCCCACGUUGGUUUCUGAUUGGAGUCGAGGUGGUUUUGAGACCUGGUGGUGAUGUGUAGUUGGAGAGGGCCUGAUUCGGUUCAGAGGCUGCCAUGUGUCGGUCCUUGGGCCCUGCCUCCCUGCGUCCUGAGUCUCUGGGCAUUCACAGAUGAGCCAGCACCGUGCCAUCAUCAGAGCCCGGCAUGGGGAGUGUGCACAGGCGCUAUGCGGCUCACACUCCAGACGCUAGCCAGCGGCAGUAACCAGACCCCGUACUCCUGCUCAGCCUGCUUUGGAGGAACGUUGGCAAGACUGCCAAACAAUUAGAUGAUUUUAAGAAACCAAAAUUCCUCUGGGGUUCAGGGCUAUGUUUAGAACCAGAAGUUUCCUCUCUUGCUAGAUUCCAGGCCAGAACCCUAAAUUAUAGGGCAAGUGAGGCUGUAGUGUAUCUGAUCUGCAAAUAUGGAUAAUAAAUAUGGUACCAGGUUUCUUUUUGAGCUUUUUUUUUUUUUUUAAAGAUUCUUUGUUUUUAUGUAUUUAUUUGAAAGGCAGAGUUACAGGGAGAGGAAGAGAGGCAAAGAGACAAUCUACCUGCUGGUUCCCUCCCCAGAUGGCUACAGCAGCCAGAGCUUGUCCAGGUGAAAGCGGGAGCGUCUCCGGUGGCAGGGGCCCAAACACUCGGGCCAUCCUCCACCACUUUCCCAGGCGCACGUGAGCAGGGACCUGGGCUGGAAGUGGAACAGCCAGGACUCGAACUGGUGCUCACGUGGGAUGCUGGUGUCAUGGGUGGUAGCUUAAACUGCUGCACCUUUUUUGAGCUUUGAUUUGCAAAAAUGGCCCUGCCUUUUCCAACUUGAGAAGUUGGAUGUGAGGCGGAGCCCAGGUGAGCUCUGUGCUGUUGUGUGCUUCCCUUUGCUGGGCCGGGUUUUGCAGAAUGGAUGCCUGGUAGUGUUUCAUGACGGCAGGGUGUCGAAACCAAGGGCCUGAGAUCAGGACCAGGAAGCUUCUGUUUCCUCACUUAGCAGAUGGCUGUGCGGUGAUCAGUUGAAAAACUUUAGUCCUAGGUUGUUUUCCUUCUUCCAGUUUUGCCCUCAGCCCUGCUUUGGAAAUGUGGUGAUGUGCUUUGGUGUGUUUAGGUGGACAGUGGCCAGACAGGCUGCCUACCUUGGUCUGUAUAAGAAAGUCACCCAGGGAGACAGCCAAGCUCUUGGUCCCAGUUCACCUGCUUCUUCCCUCCCUGGCCUAACUCAAGUCAUAGAGCAGUUCUUGGACCCUUUUGUCCAUUUUUAGUUUGAGGAGCAGGCCAGGUCCAGUGUUAGAGAUGAAAAGGAGAAAUUUCCACCUUGAGCAGGUGUUAAUAAUUGUCCACUCUACCUGCCAGAGGGGAUUCUGUCCGGUCAGCUCACAGUGUCUUAUGGUCAAGUUCCGGCUGCUGCUGGCUGCUGGCCGGCCAUGUGCAGACCUUGCUCCCAGCUCGGGCUGUGGAUGGACCCUGAGCCCCUGAGGCCUGGGAAACUGUGGCUCUGUCAGAUUCCACGGGGCAGAUUGAAGCUUUGAGGAUUGAGCUGCACUGAAACAUGACCGUCUGGCCUUCUGCAUUUGGAAGCUGACUCCCAGACCAGUGGUGGACCUCAGGGACCUGACCUGCAGUCUUCAGCCUUGGGUUUGGCUUGUUGAUCGCACCCCGUGGAGAGGUGGUCAUUUUCACCUUGUGCGCAGAGUAUCAGUGCUGGAUAGGUCGUGCUCCUGCGAGUGUUGCAGUUGCAUGUUUUUUUGGCCAACCUUUACAAUUUACAGAUAAUAGUAUUUAUUAUUUUUAAAAGCAAACUAUUCUAUAACUUGAAUUUUUAAAAAAUGUAUUUGAGAGACAGAGAGAGAGAAAGCGUGUGAGCAUGAGAGAACAAGCAGUCCCAUCUUCUGCUUUACUCCCCAAACUCCUCUGACACCUGUGGUUGGACCAAAGCUGAAGCUGGGAGCUGGGGACUCACUCCAGGUUUCCUGUGGGUGACAGGGACAUAACCACUCGAGCCAUCACUGCCACCUUCCAGGAUCUACAGUAGCAGGAAACUGGAGUCAAGAGUAAGGUGGGUACCAAACCCAGACACUGCUAGGGGACAUGGGAUCUUAACCCAGUGUCUUAGCCACUUGGCCAAAUGCCUGUCCCAGUUCUGUACAUUUUGACACACAGAUACAGUCAUGUAACCACCAUCAAGGUAAGGAAGAUUUCCAUCAUUCCAGAAACUUCUCUAUGCUGCUUUGUAGUCAGUCCACUUGUUUCACCUCUAGUCCCAGCAACCACUAAUUUGCUUUCUGUCACUAUUCCUGGUUUGUAGUGUUUGAAAUUUGGUAUAAAUGGAAUUAUAUAGGCAUGUAGUCUUUUUUUUUUUUUUUUUUUUUGACAGGCAGAGUGGACAGAGAGAGACAGAGAGAAAGGUCUUCCUUUGCCGUUGGUUCACCCUCCAAUGGCUGCCGUGGCUGGCGCGCUGCGCUGAUCCAAUGGCAGGAGCCAGGUGCUUCUCCUGGUCUCCCAUGGGGUGCAGGGCCCAAGCACUUGGGUCAUCCUCCACUGCACUCCCUGGCCACAGCAGAGAGCUGGCCUGGAAGAGGGGCAACCGGGACAGAAUCCGGCGCCCUGACUGGGACUAGAACCCAGUGUGCUGGCGCCAAAGGCGGAGGAUUAGCCUAGUGAGCCGCGGCGCCAGCCAGGCAUGUAGUCUUUUCAGUCUGGUUUCUUUCACUCAGCCCAAUUAUUUUGUGAUUGGCCUGUGUUGUUAACAUAUCCAUGUUUCACUCUUCUUUUCUGCUGUGUGAAUGGAGGUACCACAGCUUGUUUAUUGGUAAACAUUUGGGUUAUUUUGGGAUUUUGUCCAUUACAAAUAAAACUGCUGUGCAUUUUCAAAUACAUGUUUUUCUAUGGGCAUUUGCUUUUUAUUUUCUUGGUAAAUAUCGAGGAGUGAAGAAGUAGCUGGGGCCUUUGUAGGGAGGUAUUUAACCUUUUAACUGUCCAACUGUUUGUUUUUUUUUUUUUUAAGAUUCUUUUUUUUUUUU
This is a messenger RNA of Oryctolagus cuniculus (rabbit), 17772 nucleotides long. It is a transcript of the gene POC1A, whose product is annotated as POC1 centriolar protein A. Gene Ontology annotation, biological process: cilium assembly. Gene Ontology annotation, molecular function: protein binding. Gene Ontology annotation, cellular component: centriole; ciliary basal body. The record is from RefSeq and is a predicted model, not a curated record. Lineage: Eukaryota; Metazoa; Chordata; Mammalia; Lagomorpha; Leporidae.